CUGGUUCAAACAGAGACCUCGUUCAGAUCUGUACAGCAUCGUAGGAAUCAACGGCUUUACUAUUUAGCGGUCCUUUCAUCAAGGACAGCAGGCUGGCCAGCGUUUACCACUAUACUACGCACGCACCAAGCUAUUAUUCGACCUCCUCUCACACCUUUCACCUACAAAUCGACCAGCCCCUUGGUCAAUACCGUGCCACAAUGGAUAAUCGUGCAAACAGUGAGCACGUAAGUCGACUAAUUUGACUUGUCGUCCUUUCUGCAUCUUCCUUAUCCGAGAUUCCAAGCCCUUCAACCGAAUUUGUCUCCUAGAAAGUGCGUAAUUCUUCAGCGCAUUUGUAAAGUAAAACCCAUUAGAUGGGCCAAAAAAUCUGUUGUUCAGGAACAGACUCCGUUCGAGCCAAAACCUCAUUUUUAGAUUUUGGCCUUUUCCCGACGAGAGGAUUAUUUGGCCAAAAAUUGUGGAAGCUUUUGUGGGUUUUUUAAAACAAAUUUGGAUUGGGCAUAGGCGUUCUGCAUUGUACGCACAAACCCACACGCCGGCGGAAGCGCGUGACUAACGAAUUACAAUCAAGUGCCGCCUCCUUGCUCUGGGCAUUGAUCUACAUGCUGUUCCUCUCGGGAUCCCGUUAUCUUGGCAUAUAAGACUGGGUGAUAUGCACGACAACUCAGUGCAUAAUAUGUAGGACAUACGUACAACGUCGUUACAGUAUCAGAGAUAAUCUUAUCGCAUGCUAUGGACAUGCAACACAAGGCAAUGCUUAGCUAUCUGAGCCAGACAGUAUAAGAUCGGCCAAAGUGGACAAGUAUUAUCUCGUCCUUGUCCAACAAUCAUCCUUUGCUACGCCAUCCACAACAAGACCUCAUAGUCAUGCACAUCGCAUACAUUCUCGGCCUCGUACCCCUCGCUUUCGCCGGUGUCAUCAAGCACGACCCUCCCAAGUUCCAGCCUAUUCAGUCUACCAGGAUUGUGCGGCUGCACCCAAACGGGGACAAAAGCAAGUGCGUUGACCUCCUGGGUAAUACUCGCCAGGAUGGUCAGCCCGUGCAGAUUUGCGACUGCGACGGUACCCCGGCUCAGGACUGGGUCCUCAAUGCCGGCCGCGGUCAGACCAAGGUCCAGCUCGCCGGCACCAGUUUCUGUCUCGAUGCCACCCACCCUUACGCAGCCGACGGGACCAACAUGAAGAUCUGGAAGUGCUUGGACGUCCAACAGCAAGACUGGUAUUGGACGAGUGAUAACAGAAUCGUUCUCCGCGACCAGGGCAAGUGCCUCGACUGGGCCACUGGGGAUCGGUCUGAUUUCAACCAGCUGCAGGUCUGGCGGUGCAGCACGGAUAACAACAAUCAGGUCUGGACAACGGGACCGGACUACGGUGGGAACCAUGGGGGUGAUGCUGGUGGGAACCCCGGAGGUAAUCAAGGCGAUGAUUCAAGAGGCAAAACCAAUACUGGUGGAAACCCCGGAGGUAAUCAAGGUGGUGAUUCAGGAGGGAAAACCAAUCACAUCAUUCCCGACCCCCCAGGGCCAGACCCCAACAGCGAGCCCCUCAACCCCGCCCUUGAAGCCAUUGUUAACGUCACCGAGGCAGCUGGACCCUGGCCGCCCAUGAUCAACUUCGACGGCGAUUACAGCAAUGACGACGUGACCGUAUCGGACCAAGUACCGUUCGACUACUGUAUCGGGGAGGGGUCUGGUAACCCGACGGAUGAUGAAGGACAGCAGCAAGGACAAAACUUCACAGCAAAUGUAGCUGGGAUAGGGAGAGACUUCUGCCUGGACAAUUUUGGCAAUCCUGACAUUCGGAACACCAUUUCUUUCGACAACAACACCAGCAUUGGGAACGGAGCGGACACUGGGCGAGCCCUUCACAAGCGGACAUUUGCGGAUUCAGGGGCGACGGGUACGCCCAACCGGUGGAGACGAGGGUCGGUGAUUUCCAUUUGCGUCGAGAGGAACAACAAUUAUCUGGUUCCAUAUGCGUCCUCCCCCGUUCCCAUCCGAGCAUCGGCUAUCGUCGCAUCCGCCAUGGUACGUGCAAUCAACUUCUGGAACGCAGGUCUGAACAAGCGAUUCGUCUCGUUCGAGUUUGUGGAGAACUGCAACGACGCCGUGUUCCAUACUCUUGCUGUUGACCAGAUCAAGUCUGCCAAAGAGCCUACUGUGCUCGCGACUGCCCCCUUCCCUCCUCGGGGUGAAGAGGGUGCUAGGAACCGCAACAUCUUCGUGUGGAAUACGGCUUUCGAGGCCAACUUUCAGAACGUCCUUACCUUUAUCAUGUCACAUGAGCUGGGGCACACUCUUGGCCUGGCGCAUGAGGACUGCAAAUCCAGAGACCAACCUUGCGAAGUUAUCACUGACAAGGUGGCUGGGUCAGUCGUGGAAAGCCGUAUCUCCGGCAGCACCACACAGCUGUUCAAUGGCCCCACCCCGCUUGACAUAGCAGGGGCGAACGAGUACUACUCACUUGCAGCGGGACCCAACACCCCGGAGAACAUCGUACUCUGGCCUGCGACGAGGGGUCCGUUUAUCAACUACCCGCCGCUACCGAAAUGCAAGUGGUUCCUCGGUAUUUGCUAUUACUAGCACCAGUAUGAAGGAGCGGGGAGCAUCGGGAUAUGGGAUUGGAUUGUUGCGAGACAAGGACAUUUUGGCGAGUCCGAGUUUGCGUCGGCCAAUACUGUAAUAAUACACAGCAGGAGAGCAAUGUUGGUUGAAGCAAACAAAGUUCAAUCUGUCGUUUCGUCGUUGAGUAUGCCAUAUGUACCAAUACAAGUAUGCAAUUUUGGCCU
Cryptococcus deneoformans JEC21 is the source of this 2792-nucleotide messenger RNA. RefSeq lists its product as hypothetical. Bases 871 to 2586 code for a protein of 571 amino acids. NCBI's taxonomy places the organism in Eukaryota, Fungi, Basidiomycota, Tremellomycetes, Tremellales, Cryptococcaceae. The record is from RefSeq and is a predicted model, not a curated record. The transcript is spliced from 4 exons. Gene Ontology annotation, molecular function: metallopeptidase activity.